Saprolegnia parasitica CBS 223.65 is the source of this 1056-nucleotide messenger RNA. RefSeq lists its product as hypothetical. Bases 1 to 1056 code for a protein of 351 amino acids. The transcript has 2 exons. Gene Ontology annotation, biological process: transmembrane transport; carbohydrate transport. The record is from RefSeq and is a predicted model, not a curated record. Lineage: Eukaryota; Oomycota; Saprolegniomycetes; Saprolegniales; Saprolegniaceae. Gene Ontology annotation, cellular component: membrane. Gene Ontology annotation, molecular function: carbohydrate:proton symporter activity.
AUGGCCUCGACACCAACCGACGCCUACGUGCCGGCGCCUGCCACACCGACGACGGUCCAGCCCAAGCCCGACGUGUACCUUCCGAUGAAGAGCUCACCGAAAGCCAAGACGGACGACCUCAAGCGCACCGGGUCCACCGGCUCGCUUCGCGCGUCCCGCCGAUCCACGUCCCGCGUCCGCCUCAGCCGCCUCGAAGCCAUGCUGCCCGACGAGACCGCGGCCGCGCUCAUGCCGACGUCGGCCUUGUACAUUACGGCGGCCGUCGCGCUCAUCGGGUGCCUCCAGGUCGGCUGGUGCCUCGUGCAGCUCAACUACCGUCCGUUCAACCUCGAGUGCGACAAGGUGCCGAUCCCUGACGAAGCGUGCAUCAUGUUUGCGGGCCACUCGGAGAACGAGUGGACGUUGGCCAUCUCGACGUGGAUUCUCGGCGCGGCCAUUGGCGCCAUGUGCAGCGGCGUGCCUGCCGACAAGUUUGGCCGGAAGCGGUCGCUCUUUCUCAACGCAAUCGUGAUCAUCGUCGGUGGCGCCGUCCAGGCCGCGUCCACGGAAGUCUACCUCUUCUCGGUCGGUCGGUUCAUCUCGGGCCUCGCGUCCGGCGCGGCCAUCAACGUCGCCAACACGCUCAUCACCGAGAUCUCGCCCACGCACAUGCGCGGUACGCUCGGCACGGGUAUCCAGAUCUUCAUCGCGUCCGGCGCGCUCCUUGUGACGACGUGCCACUACUUUGUCGGCUUCUCGUACGGCUGGCGCUUCCUCGUCGGGUUCCCGGUCGUCAUGGGCGCCAGUCCCGUCUGGCUCGUCGCCCACCAGCAGCACGACGAAGCUGUCGAGGAGAUGACGCGUCUGUACGUGGCGCCGGUCGACACGAAGGCGAUGCUCAAUGCGAUGAUCGCGGCCCACGAAGAGGAAGAGAAGGAGCAGGCCGAGAUCAACGCGUGGCAAGCGCUCCUCUCCAAGCGCUAUCGCAAGCAACUCAUCAUCGCCGUCGUGCUCUGCUCGGCACAGCAGCUCUGCGGUAUCACGGCCAUCAUGUACUACUCGUCCGACAUCUUUUGA